UCAAUUUUGCAAGGUUUAGACAGCAGAUCUCUUCCUUUGGAGAAGUCCCGCCAGAGCACUCUCUCUCUCCGAGUGUCGCUGAACUCUUCACAGUCAACUCUCUCCUCUGAAACGACGCCGUCAAAUGCCUCUUUCUCCUCCUGGAAGAUGGAGAACCUGCAUCUUUGCCUCAAUGGCUCCGCUACUGCGAGCCCGAAGCUUCAGAUCAGACGCAGCGUUAGAAGCUCUGGCCAAAGCCUCUCAAGACAAAGUCCCCAACUUGCUUCUCUACAACUACCCCUCAUUCUCUGGAGCUUUCUCUGCCCUCUUCGCUCACCUCUUUCACUCUCGCCUCAACCUCCCUUGUCUCACUCUGCCUUUCUCUUCCGUCGAACCCUUCAGGAUUGAUGAUUUGUGUAUUGAAGGGCUGGAGAGAUGCUAUCUUCUUGAUUUUCUUGGCCCAAAAGGAUUUGCAGUUAAGUUUGCGCGGAGAGCUUUGUGCGAGGUAAUUUCCUUUGAUCAUCGGAAAAGGGUACUUCCACAGAUACCCUCCGAGGAAGAUUGUCCUAAGAACCUCACAUUUCAUGUGAAUCUUGAAAAGAGUAGCUCUACUGCUGUGUAUGACUACUUCUCCACUAUACUGGCCGGCAGUGAGUAUCAUAAUGGAAUGGACGUAAGUUUAUUAGAACCCGAGGACAGAGAUCGUGUAGAAAUGGUACUUAAGUACAUCGAGGACGGAGAUCUUCGGCGGUGGAGCUUACCGGAUAUUAGGGCGUUUAAUAUUGGACUUAGUGAAUGGCGCUCCAAGUUGAAUUGUGUUACUAAUCCAUACAUGUACGAACAGUUACUGGAUAUAAGUGCUGUGGAUGCUCUCGCUAAGGGAAACGCUUAUAAUUCUAUUCGCCAGAAAGCUGCAAAUAAGUUACUGGAUAAUGUUUUGAAAGUAAGGUUGGGGAGAGGAUUUUAUGGGGAGUGUCUGGGAGUUCGAGCUCACGUGAAUUCUGAGCUAAGUGAUGAAAUCGGCAAGCAGCUUAGUGUAAAAAGUGCUGCUGCUGGUCUACGGCCUAUAGGAGCUGUUAUAUUCAUGCAGCGGAAAAACCUAAAAAUGUGCUUGAGGAGUACUGAUAGUUCCACUGAUACCUCUGAAGUUGCAAAGGCAUAUGGAGGAGGAGGCUCGCCAAGUUCUAGUUCCUUUAUUAUAAGGAUGGACGAGUACAAUCAGUGGAUCUCGGAAAAUUCAAGAUGAACAUGUCAAGUUAGUUUUGGUCAAGCCCAGUAAUAGGUUCUGGAAAAUAGUUUGAAGUUUGAACUUCCAAGUGGUUCUCAAUGAUUUGGAACAGGAUUUGGUGAGUGCCCUGUUAAUUUGUAUGUGGGCUAGAUCAAUAAAUUAGUGGAUGAUAAGAUUAGUGUGAAAUUAUUCAUAUACUAUGAGUAAGAUUAAGUUCUAUAUGGCUUUGAGGGCUCUAAGUAAUAGGUUUUUCCCUUACAAAGAGAUAUGAGGUCUGCAAAUUGCUCUGAAGUAGCCAUUUUCAAUUUGGUUGCUAAUCAACAGAUGUAUUUGAUACAGAGGUAACAUGUUUUUGUAUAUUGUUUCUGCAUUUGUAUAACGAAUAGCAAGUUAAUGGAUCAUGUUUUAUCUCAUUAUGAGACAACUAAAACCUCUUCUGCUUCGUCAGAUUCAGUUCUAAUACUUGCUAAUUCUGUACUACGACAUUUUAAAAAUGAAAUCACAUGUAACUGGAGAUACGGUUUUAUUAGUUCACUGGACAACCGUCAGCAACGAUGCCCUUGGCGGUUGGACAAGUUGCCAAGUCACAGUGUUCACCGUUUGUACCCCACCAGGCCACACUUUUAUUUUCCAUGCCUACUGAAAGGUACAAUAAAACUGCCAUGAAAGCCAACCCAGCAUCCAGUGCCGCUGAAAGGACAUAAUUGUACCUCUGCCACCACUUCUUCCUGUAACGGAAGACAAAAAAAUUGAAAAUUGUUCCGACUAUAAUCCAGGAAUUGUAGUUCAAUGCUGUAGCUGGAGGCAUUGAUGCUGUUGCUCCCAGAAGGACUGGAAGAUUAAUCAGGCGUAUCCAAUUUUGCUUUGGGCAUGCCUUAUGCAGUACCCAAACAAUAACCGGUCCGACUGCACCUCCAAGGAAGAACCAGUUUAUGGCUCCAUAGAUUCCAAGAGUUCCAAAUAUACGUUUAGGUCCUGCCAAACCCCAAAUCACAGAAGCAUCAAAGAAAACUCGGUCACCUGGGCAUGUCCAAGGACUAUCUGAAUGAGGAUCAUCCACACAUAUAUUUGUGAUAGAGUUCAGCAACCAAUGUGCUACUGCAAGGUUGACGGUUCCAGCAAGAAUCGUUCCGAUGAACUAGGCAUACAUGAAGGGUGAAUGCAAAGGCCAUGGUAGCAGCAAAUAGGAGUCCCCACCAUGGCAUCUGAACCUGAUCAUUCAAGAAAAUACAGAGUACAAGAGAAACUGCAACUGUAAUGAUGAGCAAUGUGUAAAACCACCAGGAAGGUCUGCAGUUGACAACAUGAAUUCUGCUACUGCUGAAGUCAGAGGUUUUCAGCCCUACGAAGUUAAAAAUGAAAAAGGAAUGAGGUAUCCAUGGCUGAUCUGUUUAUCAGCUAGAACCCUUCCACUAAUCGCAGUCCUUCGUCGACAACACUAAUUUUUGUUAUUGCUAUUUAUAACCCCAUGAUAAUACAGGAAACGCAGAAAGUUUAAGUUGUUCGAAGUGCAUUUUGGUUCUACACAGGAAUGAGUUUUUUCCGGUGUUUAAAAUAGCUGGAAAAGAACAUGUGGCUGUUGGGAUUUUUUUUCCUUUCGAUAUCCAUGCCUGUAUCUAUCGUUGCCCAUUUGAUGUGUUGACUCACAAUGGAUAAAUAACAAUCAAUACAAAUUCGAGGGUUACAUCA
Prunus dulcis (almond) is the source of this 2896-nucleotide messenger RNA. RefSeq lists its product as uncharacterized. The record is from RefSeq and is a predicted model, not a curated record. Lineage: Eukaryota; Viridiplantae; Streptophyta; Magnoliopsida; Rosales; Rosaceae. The transcript is spliced from 11 exons. The coding region runs from base 125 to 1225 and encodes 366 amino acids.